CUCACUUCAACACCACUACAACUACAUGAACCUCUCAUUUUCCUCUCCAUCCAAAGAUGUAGCCACCCAGAAACACUAUGCAACAAACGCUCCACCUCUACUCCGCCCACAACGCCACCUUUCCUACCACCCGCUUCCCAUUCAACCAUCCCAACUUUCUUUCUCUUCCUCGUUUAACAUACCUUCACCUCCCCCAUCUCUCCUCCUCCAAAUCACCCACUAUUUCUCUCCCCCCAAAUUCAUCACAAACACACUCCGUUUCCUUAACCCUCCAAAAGCCACAACCCCAACUACAAAAUCACCCCGUACCCACAAACCCAAAUCCCCAAUUCGAAGAAAAAAUGAUUUAUCUAGCCUCCAUGGACAUUGACCUUUUAACUCUCGUGACAACCAACCCACCUCUAGCCUCCGUUCCCAUCAACCAAAUCAAAUCCAUUGUUGAAUACCUUCACUCCAUAGGUCUCACCACCACCGAUCUCCGCCGUAUCUUCAGCAUGUGCCCAGAAAUUUUAACCCAAAAUCUCACCACUAUUGUCCCCGUCAUCACAUUUCUCUUACGCGAAGCCCGUAUCAACGGCAAGGAUCUUCGCCACGUCAUCCACCGCCGUCCCCGCCUCCUCACUUGCGGCGUCGCCACCCGCCUCCGCCCCACCCUAUUCUUCCUUCACAGCACAAUAGGACUUGAGGAUGUGAGGAAACAAACAUCACUCCUUUCGUGUUCAGUAGAGCAAAAAUUCGUUCCUCGUAUAGAUUACUUCCAGAAAUUGGGCUUCUCAUAUCGAGAAACCAUCUCAAUGUUCCGAAGAUUUCCCUCGUUGUUCUGCUAUAGUAUCGAGUCAAAUUUCGAACCGAAAUUUGAUUACUUUGUGGUGGAAAUGGGAAGGGAUAUGAAGGAAUUGAAAGAUUUUCCGCAGUAUUUUUCGUUUAGUUUAGAGAAUCGGAUUAAACCGAGGCAUAGGAAAUGUGUGGAGAAAAGGGUGUGUUUGUCACUGCCGGAAAUGUUGAAGUCAAGCGAGGAAAGGUUUAAGGAGAGAUUGGAGGUGUGUUAUAGUUCAUCGAUGCCGCAGGAAAUUUUUUUUGGAAAGUAGGUAAUUAGCAACAUUGGAUAAAACUCAUUACUUUCAGUUGAUCACUUUUCUCCUCGUUUGACUGGACGCUGAGACCUUACUAUGAGUCUUUUGGGGUCCAACAUGUUACUCUGAUGGUUGUGGUUUCUUGGUGCUGCAGAGCUGAUUUAGGUGAGCCAUUUGUGCUUUGAUUUGGACAAAUACAAGGCAUGUGGAACUACAAUCCUAAUCUCAGAUAUAGUGGACCAUUGCAAUAUUUUUCACGGAUGUUCUUCCCAUGUUGCUAGACCACAUAAAUGUUACUAUGUUACCACCAUUGUUUUUUGUUCAUUGUAAUUAAUAGUAGAUUGAGGUUUUGAUCUUCUCAAACUUAUGAGCUGACAUUCU
Ilex paraguariensis (yerba mate) is the source of this 1454-nucleotide messenger RNA. Lineage: Eukaryota; Viridiplantae; Streptophyta; Magnoliopsida; Aquifoliales; Aquifoliaceae. The record is from the annotation of a GenBank genome assembly.